Polypterus senegalus (gray bichir) is the source of this 989-nucleotide messenger RNA. Its product is annotated as transmembrane protein 216-like. Bases 32 to 466 code for a protein of 144 amino acids. Gene Ontology annotation, biological process: non-motile cilium assembly. The record is from RefSeq and is a predicted model, not a curated record. Gene Ontology annotation, cellular component: ciliary transition zone. NCBI's taxonomy places the organism in Eukaryota, Metazoa, Chordata, Cladistia, Polypteriformes, Polypteridae. The transcript is spliced from 9 exons.
GCUGGAGAAGCCGUUUCCAUGGUGAGUAAAAAUGGCGGCUCGAGGGAAGGGCAUUCCAAUUUUAUCUUCAGCGCCAUUGGAGUUUUUGUUCUUUCUCAAUACCUGGUAUUUCACCUGCUACUUCAUUGCUGAGAUACUGAUGUUUAUUUACAAAGGUCUGGUGCUCCCGUAUUCUCCAGCUAACCUCACCCUUGAUCUUGUUAUGCUUUUCCUCUAUCUCGGUGUGGAGAUACUCCGUCUCUUCUUUGGCUCCAAAGGCAACCUCACGCAACGUUCUUUGCCUCUGGCAGUCUCUCUGAUUCUCACUUUGCCCUGUGCCAUGAUGGCUGUUUACUACUUGCUACUGCAGACCUACGUCCUGCGUGUCGAAGUCAUCCUAAAUGCUAUUCUUCUGGUUUUCUGCCUGUUUGAAAUUGUUCUGGAACUUGCAACACUGGCAGCAUUCUCCAGAGCAAAAAUGUAUUAAACCAGCUUUGAAGUUGUCAGCAAAUACAUUUGGUGUUGCACAGAUAAUUAUCCAUUUUUUUCAAAUUGCACUUUAUUUCCUAGGUCAGACCACCAACUGAAUUAACACAGUAAGCAGAUCCUUGAAAGACACCACUCAAGGUGCUCCCAAGCCAGCAGAGACAUAUAAUCUCUCCAGCCUGUUCUGGGUUUGCUCCGACUCUACUGGGUUCUCCCCGCAGUUGGAUGUGCCCGAAACACCUCCUCAGAGUGGCGUCCAGAUGGAAGCUCAUUUCUGCCGCUUGUAUCCACGACUCAGAGGUUUCCAUCACUGCCCAAAGCACGUGACCACAGGCAAUUGUUGUCCUCUUCUGCCCAACUCUGACUCCCUGAAUGAUAUGAGACAGUACCUUUUAUGCAGAACAGCCAUUCCCUGCAUCUCCACUCGUCGGCACCCACAGAGCCCAGCAGAGCUGUCUUUCAAGAAAGUUGACAGUGUGCAUGGUGAAAUUCCAAAUUCACUGGCAACGUCUUUUUUCUUUUUG